Molecule: messenger RNA, 1260 nt
Organism: Macrosteles quadrilineatus (aster leafhopper)
Lineage: Eukaryota; Metazoa; Arthropoda; Insecta; Hemiptera; Cicadellidae
Product: coiled-coil domain-containing protein 42 homolog
Exons: 6
Coding region: 1-936 (311 amino acids)
Source: RefSeq, a predicted model, not a curated record
AUGAUCAGAGGACAAGAUCAGAUAAAAUUUGUUCAAGACUGGGAUGUACCUAGACCAACCCCACUCUCAACCCUCAUAGAAGCAAAUUUGGAAUUCAAAAGCUGUCAGGACAAAUUGAAAAAUCAAAUUAAUGAAUCAGAUAGCGUUAGACAGGAAAUCAAUGAGAAAUGGAAGGAGCUUAAUGAUAAAAAACAAAUGUUAAAAACAUUACAUUUGGAAUUUGAUAAACUGGAAAGUGAAGACAAAAAGAAUCGAGCCAAAAAAAAAUUGGAAGAUGAAAAUAAAUUGCAGGGCAAAUUAUUAGAGCAGCUACAGAGUGUAAGACAGGAAGUCCAAGAACUCGGGGCAGUCAAAAGCAAAAUGGAAGCAUAUUUGAACCAGUAUAGGAUAUUUGAGGAGUACUUGCAAUACGUAGUGGAUCACAACAGUGAGUUCAACACCGUCAACGAUAUAUUAGAGAGAUACAGAGUGUUGCGGAAUAUGCAAACUCAGUUGGAGAAAACUGUAGAGGAAGAUUUGCAGUUUAUGAUACAGUCCAGAAACGACAUUGAUGACUUGACUGAGGAAAAAUGUAACGACAUUAACGGGCUCGUCAAUCGGCUAGCGAAGGUACGAGUGAAGGCUAAAGCUGCAAGUGACAACCUUCUGUACUGGGAUACUUUGGUCACAACCAUCAAAACAUUCACUGCUGAAAAGUCUCUUGAAAUACAAAUGGUCCGAGACGCCACCUGGAGUUUGUACUUGCAGAUGUGCCGCAAACAUAAAGUUGAGGACCCAGUGGCCAAGAAUAAUUUUGAGAAGCAUAUAAGCUUCAUUUACAAAACCAUACAGCAAUAUAAACAUAUUGUUCAAAUAGCCCUAAAGAAAUCAAAGUCACCAUUUCAAUCUCAUUGUCCGAAUACAUCCGCAGUUAGUGCAAAAAAGCCAAACUUGUAAAAAGAUGAAUGGUAACUCGUUAGUUCACUAUUGGACUCUCACUGUAAGUAUAAAAUAUUGACUGAGUUCCAAGUGAAAUGAAGGAACAAACAUACUCCGCUAAUAGAUAAUCAAUUAUCGAACAGCUGAAUGUAAUUUUUAUGAAUAUUCCUACUGUUUUAUCUGGUUUUUAGGUUCUUUGUAAUGUUGUGUAGAAAUAAAAUAGAUGGUUAACAUUUUAAAAUACACACAGUAAUUUGUUCGUAAACCUGCAAUAUGGGUAUGUUAUGCACAUUGCUUAUGCUAGAGCUACCAGCCGCUUGUUGGUUUUGGGACGAGGACAGC